Messenger RNA from Sporothrix brasiliensis 5110, 1335 nucleotides. RefSeq lists its product as uncharacterized. Lineage: Eukaryota; Fungi; Ascomycota; Sordariomycetes; Ophiostomatales; Ophiostomataceae. Bases 1 to 1335 code for a protein of 444 amino acids. The record is from RefSeq and is a predicted model, not a curated record. The transcript has a single exon.
AUGCCACCCAAACGACAGGCACCUCCCACCCCUGAGCCGUCAGGUCGCCGACGGUCGACGCGCAUCAGCCUCUCGGGCCAAAAGAGCCAGUACUUUGAAGGCGACGAUUCGGAUGUAGACAUGGAUGAGCGGCCAGGAAAGCGUGCCAAGACAACUGCUUCGUCGGGCAGACGACGAAAUGGAGCGCGUCGACAGGUUGAUGACAGCGGCGACAGCGAUGCCGAUUCGUACAAAGAGGAAGAAGACGAUAGUGAUGAAGAGGAUGGCGACGACAACGAUGGCGGCGACGACGACGAUGAUGAUGACAAUGACGGUGGAGAUCGAAAGAGAGCGAAGAAGGGCGGACCUGCCAGCAGGUACAAGCAAGACGACGCCGACUCUGACGCCGACUCGGAUGCCGCUCCCAAGGUCACCUUCGUCCCGCACAAGAAGCUGCGCGACCUCGGCGGCGUUGAUUACGUCGACGAACGCGUCCACUUCGUGACGAUGGAUUUCCUCAAGGACCUAAAGGCCAACAACCGCCGCGAGUGGCUCAAGGACAACGACGCCGAGUUCCGCCGGGCGCAAAAGGACUGGCUGUCGUUUGUCGACACGCUCGGCCUCCGCCUCGCGUCCGACGCUGACGAGACCAUCCCUGAACUGCCGGCCAAGGAUGUCGUUUUCCGCAUCUACCGGGACGUGCGCUUCAGCAAAGACCAGCGGCCCUACAAGCCGCACUUCUCGGCGGCGUGGUCGCGCACGGGGAAAAAGGGUCCGUAUGCGUGCUACUAUGUGCACUGCGAACCGGGUUCGUGCUUUGCCGGCGGCGGCCUGUGGCACCCGGACAACGACUCGCUGCGGCUGCUGCAGGCGAGCAUUGACGAGCGGCCCCGUUGGUGGCGGCGGGUGCUUGUGGAGAAUGAUACGCUGCGGAAGACAUGGCUCAGGGGCGGGGCUGGCGUGUCGAUAGGCAAAGCCAACGAAAAAGCCAUCAAGAGGGCAUUUGCCAAGAGCAACGCGAACGGCGCUCUCAAGACGAAGCCGAUGGGCUAUAGUGCCGACCAUCGGGACAUUGAGCUCUUGAAACUGCGCAAUUUCACGAUGCACAAGAAGAUUCCUGACAGCAUGUUUACGGAUCCCGAUGGACAAGACCGGCUCAUUGAGCUGCUGAGUGCUCUGACACCCUUUGUGACACUUCUGAACCGCAUUGUCCGGCCGGACCCGGGCGAUGACUCUGACAGCGAAGAAGGCGACGGAAACGAGGCCGAGGAGGACGACGAGGAAGAAGAGGACGAGGGUGGCGAACAAGAGGAAGAGGACGAGGACGAGGACGAACUGGCUAUACCGGACUUUUGA